AUGUCAAAACAAAUCAGAGAGCAGAUUAAUAGGAAUCCAGGUAUUCCUACAAGGGCACUUCAAGAAGAACUUGAACAGAAGUUGCAAGUGAGGGUCUCUUGGAUGAAGGCUUUUAGGGCUAAACAACAAGCAAACAUAGACUACAAGGGUGAUUAUCAUAGUCAAUAUGAAUUGCUUAGAUAUUAUUGUGAGGAGUUGAGGUUACAAAAUCCUGGUACCACUGUGAAAAUAGAAGUAGAGAGAACACAUAACCCAGAUGACCCAACAAGGCAGUUCAAGAGGAUAUACAUCUGCCUGGGAUCUCUUAAAUCAGGAUUCAAAGCAUGUGGCAGGGACUUGAUUGGGUUGGAUGGUGCUUUCAUGAAGGGUCCUUACCCAGGUCAAGUUUUGACAUUUGUUGGAGUGAACUCAAAUAAUGGCAUCUAUCCAAUUGCAUAUGCAGUUGUUGAAGUAGAAAAUAGGGAUUCCUGGACAUGGUUUUUUGAAUAUCUUGGGGAUGAUUUUGAAUUGGCAACUAAUUCAAACUUUACUUUCAUUACAGACAUACAAAAGGGUCUAAUUCAAGCAAUAAAUAAUGUGUUCCCUACUGCUGAACACAGGUAUUGCUUGAAACGCAUUCAUGAAAACAUGAAGUUGCAUUGGAGGGGAAGGGCAUACAAAGACCAUUUGUGGAGAUGUGCAACUGCAACUACUAAACCUCAAUUUGCAGCAGCCAUGGAAGCCUUUAAGAUGAUGAAUGUGGAUGCAUACAACUUGUAA
This is a messenger RNA of Erigeron canadensis, 759 nucleotides long. RefSeq lists its product as uncharacterized. The record is from RefSeq and is a predicted model, not a curated record. Lineage: Eukaryota; Viridiplantae; Streptophyta; Magnoliopsida; Asterales; Asteraceae. The transcript has 2 exons. The coding region runs from base 1 to 759 and encodes 252 amino acids.